This is a messenger RNA of Balaenoptera musculus (blue whale), 1899 nucleotides long. It is a transcript of the gene DGAT1, whose product is annotated as diacylglycerol O-acyltransferase 1. Lineage: Eukaryota; Metazoa; Chordata; Mammalia; Artiodactyla; Balaenopteridae. Gene Ontology annotation, molecular function: diacylglycerol O-acyltransferase activity. The coding region runs from base 179 to 1651 and encodes 490 amino acids. Gene Ontology annotation, biological process: triglyceride biosynthetic process. Gene Ontology annotation, cellular component: endoplasmic reticulum membrane. The record is from RefSeq and is a predicted model, not a curated record. The transcript has 17 exons.
GCUGCCGCGGGCUCGGGGAGGACCCGGCAGGUGCGAGCUGAUUGGCGGCGCGGGCUACGGCGGCCGACAGGGGGCGGUGGCGGCCGCUGGCCGAGAGUCCGGAGGCGGGGCCUCGGGCCUCGGGCGCUGCGAGCCCGGUGGGCCACGACUCCGCCGCGGCAGGGUGCGGGCUGAGGCCAUGGGCGACCGCAGCGGCGCGAGCGGCUCCCGGCGCCGGAGGACGGGGUCGCGGCCCUCGAGCCAGGGCGGCAGCGGGCCCGCGGCGGCGGCGGAAGAGGAGGUACGGGACGUGGGCGCCGGGGGGGACGCGCCUGCCCCGGAGAAGGACAAGGACGGAGACGUCGACGUGGGCAGCGGCCAGUGGGAUUUGAGGUGCCACCGCCUGCAGGAUUCUCUGUUCAGCUCCGACAGUGGCUUCAACAACUACCGUGGCAUCCUGAAUUGGUGUGUGGUGAUGCUGAUCUUGAGCAAUGCACGGUUAUUUUUAGAGAACCUCAUCAAGUACGGCAUCCUGGUGGAUCCCAUCCAGGUGGUGUCUCUGUUUCUGAAGGAUCCCUACAGCUGGCCCGCUCUGUGCCUGGUUAUUGUGGCCAACGUCUUUGCUGUGGCUGCGUUCCAGGUGGAGAAGCGCCUGGCUGUGGGCGCCCUGACGGAGCAGGCGGGGCUGCUGCUGCACGUGGUCAACUUGGCCACCAUUCUCUGCUUCCCGGCGGCUGUGGCCUUCCUGCUUGCGUCCAUCACUCCAGUGGGCUCCGUGCUGGCUCUGAUGGUGUACACCAUCCUCUUCCUCAAGCUGUGCUCCUACCGGGAUGUCAACCUGUGGUGCCGAGAGCGCAGGGCUAGGGCCAAGGCCAAGGCUGCUGCUGCGGGUAAGAAGGCCAACGGGGGAGCUGCCCAGUGCACCGUGAGCUACCCUGACAACCUGACCUACCGUGAUUUGUACUACUUCCUCUUUGCCCCCACCCUGUGUUACGAGCUCAACUUCCCCCGCUCCGCCCGCAUCCGAAAGCGUUUCCUGCUGCGGCGGCUCCUUGAGAUGCUGUUCCUCACGCAGCUCAUGGUGGGGCUGAUUCAGCAGUGGAUGGUCCCCACCAUCCAGAACUCCAUGAAGCCCUUCAAGGACAUGGACUACUCGCGCAUCAUCGAGCGCCUCCUGAAGCUGGCGGUCCCCAACCACCUCAUCUGGCUCAUCUUCUUCUACUGGCUGUUCCACUCCUGCCUGAACGCCGUGGCCGAGCUCAUGCACUUCGGAGACCGCGAGUUCUAUCGGGACUGGUGGAACUCUGAGUCCGUCACCUACUUUUGGCAGAACUGGAACAUCCCCGUACACAAGUGGUGCCUAAGACACUUCUACAAGCCCAUGCUCCGGAGAGGCAGCAGCAAGUGGGCAGCCAGGAUGGGGGUGUUCCUGGCUUCGGCCUUCUUCCACGAGUACCUGGUGAGCAUCCCUCUGCGCAUGUUCCGCCUCUGGGCCUUCACGGGCAUGAUGGCUCAGAUCCCCCUGGCCUGGAUAGUGGGCCGCUUCUUCCGUGGCAACUACGGGAACGCGGCCGUGUGGCUGACGCUCAUCAUCGGGCAGCCUGUGGCGGUGCUCAUGUAUGUCCACGACUACUACGUGCUCAACUACGAGGCCCCGACGGCCGGGGCCUGAGCCGCUCCAGGCCCGCCCUCCUUGCUGCGGCUGCCUGCCUUGCCUCACUGCCCGCGGCUGGAGCCGGCCCCCGACCUGUGUGCUGGGGAGAGGCCUGGCUGGUCGAUGCUGCCUCUCUGCCCCUAUGGGGCACCCUCCUGCCCCCUCAGGGAUGGCAGACUGGGCCCGUGGGAGGUGCCAGCACUCCGGGAGCUGUGCCGAUCCUGCCCAGGGGUCUGAAUGUGUCAAUAAAGCGCUGUCCACAGUGA